AUGACCUCUGUCUCUGAGUCGCAACAUCAAGAGGAGCUACUAAGCCUCGACGAGUGGCUGACGUGUAAACUUCUCGGGAAAGACCUUCAUCCUGAGUUACAGGCUGCGUUGUUUGAAUCAGAAGGAUUGAAUCAAAUAACGCCAACCUUUGAUCUACUUCCUUUGCAUCCUCUUGUUGAUCCGGAGCGUAAGGCAACAAGCUUGAAGGAGUUUUUACUUACUGCUUGUCACCAUCCUCAGAGCACUUCACCUUCGGACCGAGGGUCUCAACAAAGAAAUAAACUAGUCACGUUCAACAGAGGCUUCACGCAGCAGCUUAAAGGGAACGCCGUCGCCCAGUUCAUUAGCAAUCUUCAUAUCUACCAUAGGCUAUACGACAGGUUCAAAUACUACGGUAGGACCAUUGCCAUAGUACAAUCGAGCGGCACGGGAAAAUCAAGGCUAAUGAGGGAAGUCGCCAACCAAAUCCCAUCUGUCACCAUCACGUUCCGAAGCCCAAUGUAUUACAAUAAUGUUAGCGAGGGGUGGCCACCUCCCGAUCAGCCGGUGCAGGAGUUUCUUUUGAACAAUUAUCCAAAUGUCAGGGCGGAGGUAGUCGCAGCGGCACUCCUUGGCGCGAUGUUCGAAUUUUUUGGCAACUGCAUCAAGAAUUUUGAUAAAUCACAACCUUUGCAACUAAGCUGGCUAUCCCCCUUCGUGAUUGUAGACCCUUCAAAUCCCAAAUCAUCAACAAGACAUCGUUCGUUUUGUGACAUUAGGGCGCAAGCAGAGAAGUUACUCAACAUUAACUCUGCGAAUCUGGCCUACGAGGAUGCCUAUGAUGAUCAAGACGCACUCAUCGCAUGGUACGGACGAGUGUACAGUGUCCUCUGUCAUAAGGCGGCCAAGGCCUUAGCGAUUACUCUCAAAGGGACUCAGCAUAAUUUUCUUGUCAUAGGAUUUGACGAAUGCAGCUUCCUAGAAAAAGGCGGGGAUGCUUCGUCCGGUCCAACUGCGAUGUCUAUCAUUGCUUUGCAGAGAGUCAUCGAAGCCGCUGAUGAUUACUCAGUGGGUGAUCUUACCAUCUGGUACACCUUUAUCGACACUAGCUCUUCAGUGUUUGAACUCGUCCCGCGUAGGGAGAAGGCCCCCUCUUUCUGCCUCGGCGGUUUACUAGAUCCCCUCAUGCCAUAUCCAUUUACUGGUUUCGACCAAUGUGCUCCCUCUGAUCUUUCUAGAACCCCUCGUGAUGGCCUUAAUCUGGAACGAUUACGGAGGUAUGGGAGGCCGCUAUGGUCCACAGAGAUUGUUAAGACAGUGGUCGAGCUUGCAUAUCAAAAACUUUUUUGUAGCACGCAAUUCACGUCCAACAACGUAAACGACGUGUUCGCCGCCUUCUCCCAACGCGUGGGCCUUGAUUUAACACAUUCCGCUGAGUCUAACCGCAUCGCUAUCGAGGCUGUCCGGUCCCACAUGAGGAUGUUGUUUGCGGUCGUCGAUCGCACAUACAUUGAGACGAGGGUUCCUUCAGAACCUAUUCUUGCUUUAGCAGCCGCUCAAGCACUGCGACCUUCGGAAUCCCUCAAAACAGCCAUUAAUACACUCUUUCAGAAGUUGCUUUUACAAGGUCAUAUUAUGGACCGUGGUGUCCAAGGCGAACUCUAUGCUCGUAUACUUCUGACUUUGGCGCGCGAUGCAGCUACACAGGCGUGCAACGUCGGUCCGGACAAGAAUUACUUUGUCGUGGUCAAUGACGCCAUGCAUUUUGUUGCCACUAUAACACUCGCUGGCUUGCUCACAGAACUUCAUGGCGAUAAGAAGGAAGAUCCUACUUACAAGAAUCUCUUGCAGAUGGCGCAAAAAAAGCACGUCAAUUUUACGCACUUCGUUCAUCUCAACCAGAUGAUCGGAAACUUUUCCGCAGAGUAUCUACACUACCUAUGGGACCGUCAAUGUGCCAUACAAUGCGCCCAUAACCAGCCAGUCGUUGACAUUAUCAUCCCUACCUACUCGGGCUCGUUGGACGACCCAUGGGAUGAUGCCAAAGUAGGCACGUUCUCCGUCCAGGUUAAACUGAAAGGAGCACGUGUUCAGCCUUCCGUGGUCGAAAGUCUGGUCGGCCCCCGCAUCGAAGGGAGAAGGCCUGAUAACGAGGUCGUCAUGCUCAUGGAACUCGGACUAAAACCAUCUGCUCAGGUUAGGAAACCCAUGGCAGCCUAUUAUCAAACGACAGCAACUGUUCCAAAUUCUACCUGGAAAGGUUAUGAGCGACCAGAGACGAAGCCGCGUUGGUGCAUUCACAUUCGUGGUCACUCCGCCGACGAAUAUCCUGUCGUUGGCGAGCACCAGGCCUUACAGCAGGUCUUUGAACACGUGUGUCCUUGGCCCAUUGAGGAAUUCCAAGAUGACGGAGAUGCGUUCGAAGCAUUGCUAUCGACGUCCAUCACCCCCAACGGUCAACCGAUUGUCAUGGAUUUAGACACAUAG
Molecule: messenger RNA, 2466 nt
Organism: Coniophora puteana RWD-64-598 SS2
Lineage: Eukaryota; Fungi; Basidiomycota; Agaricomycetes; Boletales; Coniophoraceae
Exons: 7
Coding region: 1-2466 (821 amino acids)
Source: RefSeq, a predicted model, not a curated record